Molecule: messenger RNA, 465 nt
Organism: Cylicocyclus nassatus
Lineage: Eukaryota; Metazoa; Nematoda; Chromadorea; Rhabditida; Strongylidae
Source: the annotation of a GenBank genome assembly
AUGAAAGGUAGACUAGAUAGAUUCCCGCCUUUGCCACCUGAAAAAAUUCCUCCUGGGGUGGCCCUCCAGGGUGAAGUAAUUAUAUUUGGAGAACCUCCUCCUGAGGAGGGUGAGGAAAUACCAGGUUCCGAAACAUUUCUUCCGCUUCCCAUUGGUACUGUCCAUAAAAGAAAGAGGAGUCUGUCAAUGUUGCUUGAGUUUGCGGCACUUGUUGUUCUUACCUAUUCCACAUUUGGGCAAGGAUCUCCAUCGGCUGUACCGCCACCGCCGCCGCCGCCAACGAUGCUAGAUGGACCAUUCGGACCCGGAAUGGGGCCAGCAAUGUUUCCGGGAGGAAGGUAUGAAGAAGUGGAGCGACGCACACGUUGGCAUAUAAUGCCACAUGGACCGCCAAUGCCACCAGGAGGAUUACUUGGACCGCCGCUGCCACUACCGGGAUUGCCUAGACCUCCAUGGUACUGGUGA